AUGAAAUUAUAUUUGUGUUUAAUAUCAUUUAUUUUGUGUUAUUACACUGUAAAAUGUGUACAACCAUAUUUUCCUUCUCAAAUUGUAUUUUCUCCUGAUAAUGGUGUAACAAUUAUUGCAGUUGAUGAAAUCAAUCAACGAGCUUAUAAAGCAAUUACUAUGAGUUCAUAUGCAAAAGAAAUCUCAUACUUGAUGAAGAAUUUUCCAGGUGCAAUUCCUGAUUCUCCUCAAUCAAAAUAUUAUGUUCAAUUAUUAGUCGAUUCUCCACCUGAGAAUUGUAUCUAUGGUACCUAUUGGAAAUAUGGGGGAAAUACAUUUAAUUCAUUUCCUUCACAUUGGACUAAUGGAACGUCAUAUGAAAUAACAAAUUAUAUUAAAUUUAAUUAUGAAAUGAUACAUUCAGAUAAUUCAUCUGUAGAUGAAGAUUAUUGGUAUGCAAAUGAAAAAUGUCAAGUUGAUGGCGGAGAAUCUUAUCCAUGUGAAGAAAUUUAUUUUAAGAAAAAUACUGAAAUGCCUCUUCGAUCAACACGAGUUGCUCGUGGAGGAUGGAGUGUUUUUCAAAUGAUAACAUAUUAUAAAGUGAUAUCAAUGGAAAAACCAGCAGAUAAAUUAUUUGAUUCAAUUCCAGCUGGUUGGCCUAUCGCUUGUCAAGAUGUGAUGCUUGGACUUCUCUAUUAUCCACAAACAUCAAAAGUUGAUCUAGGCCAAAGUGUAGAAGUUCAAGUUUGGCUUAUAACUCCUCCACAUAGAAUAAAUGGAAAUGAUACUGUUAGUAUUCAAUGGAAAUCAAGUGAAUGUAACGAUUGUUUGACAUGGACACCAAAACAACUAUCGUUUAAUAUUGAAAAUUUUCAAGAACGACAAACGGUAACAAUAACUCGUAUCAAAAAUGGUGCUGAAACAACUCUAACCCCAACUUUUACUGGUGGAGGGUUUGAUCUUGUUACACCGUAUAAUUAUCGCAUCUUUAUUAAAUAA
Messenger RNA from Adineta steineri, 978 nucleotides. Lineage: Eukaryota; Metazoa; Rotifera; Eurotatoria; Adinetida; Adinetidae. The record is from the annotation of a GenBank genome assembly.